Rotaria sordida is the source of this 624-nucleotide messenger RNA. The record is from the annotation of a GenBank genome assembly. Lineage: Eukaryota; Metazoa; Rotifera; Eurotatoria; Philodinida; Philodinidae.
AUGUGUUCACCAUCACCAGGUAAACGUCGAAUAGAUACAGAUGUUAUUAAACUUAUUGAAUCGAAACAUCAAGUAACACUUAUGUCAGGUCUUAAUGAAUUUAUGGUCAAAUUUGCUGGUCCACGCGAAACUCCUUAUGAAGGUGGAGUAUGGAAUAUUCGAGUUGAUCUACCCGAGAAAUAUCCAUUUAAAUCGCCAUCAAUUGGCUUUAUGAAUCGAAUCUUUCAUCCAAAUAUCGACGAAAUGUCCGGUACUGUUUGUCUUGAUGUAAUCAAUCAAACAUGGACGCCAAUGUAUGAUCUUGCCAAUAUUUUUGAAUCAUUUCUUCCGCAAUUACUUGCUUAUCCAAAUCCAGUGGAUCCGUUAAAUGGUGAUGCUGCUGCUCUAUAUCUUCACAAACCUGAAGAUUAUAAGAAAAAAGUUAGAGAAUAUGUUCAACGGUUUGCUACUGCUGAUAUGGCUGAUAGUUUAUCAUCAUCCAUAAAUGGCCAAUCAUCAUUGAAUAAUAAUUCAAAUCAAACGAAUGGUUCAAAUAGUUCGAAUCAUACAAAUAAAAAUGAAUCGGACGAUGAAGUAUUGAGUGAUUUUAGUGAAGAUGAAACGGCCAAUAUGGAUUUGGAAUAG